AUGCGUUCCGUUGAGAUCCUCGGCCUGGCUGCGCUAGGCUCCCUUGUUGCGGCUGCCCCUUCUCCUUCGCGUGUAUCUAACUCGGCCAAGAAGGCUUCAUCGUGCACCUUUACCUCGGCUGCACAGGCGUCUAAAAGUGCAUCGGGUUGCUCUGAGAUUACUCUGGAUAACAUUGCGGUCCCCGCUGGCGAAACGCUGGAUCUCUCCCACGUUGAUGAUGGGACUACUAUCAUCUUCGAAGGUACCACUAGCUUCGGGUACAAGGAGUGGAAGGGGCCCCUAAUCCAAUUUGCUGGCACGGGCAUCACCGUCAAACAAAACACUGGUGCCGUCAUUGACGGGGAUGGAUCCCGCUGGUGGGAUGGUAAGGGGACUAACGGCGGCAAGACGAAGCCCAAAUUCAUGUACGCACACAAACUCAGGGACUCAACUAUCACCGGGCUGUCGAUCAAGAAUACCCCAGUGCAGGCGAUCAGUGUGCAGGCCACAAACCUACAGCUGACCGACAUCACGAUUGACAACUCGGAUGGUGAUGAGAACGGCGGUCACAACACCGACGCGUUUGAUAUUGGUGAGAGCAAUGGUGUGUACAUCCGCGGUGCGGUGGUCAAGAACCAAGAUGACUGCAUUGCAAUUAACUCCGGCGAGAAUAUCGAAUUCUCUGGCGGCAGCUGCUCCGGUGGCCACGGUCUCUCCAUCGGCUCUGUCGGUGGCCGUGACAACAACAUCGUCAAGAACGUGACGAUCACCGAUUCAACGAUCUCCGACUCGGACAACGGCGUCCGCAUCAAGACCAUUUACGAUGCGACUGGUUCAGUCGGCGAUGUGACCUACUCCAACAUCAAGCUCUCCAAUAUCGCCAAGUACGGCAUUGUGAUUGAGCAGGACUAUGAGAACGGCAGCCCCACGGGUACUCCCACUACCGGCGUCCCAAUCACUGGCCUGACCAUUGACGGUAUUACGGGGUCUGUCGCCAGCAAUGCCGUGCAGGUAUACAUUCUCUGUGGCGAUGGAAGCUGCAGUGACUGGACCUGGAAGGGCGUGGACCUCACUGGUGGCAAGAAGAGCUCCAAGUGUGAGAACGUGCCUUCGGGGGCCUCUUGUUAA
Molecule: messenger RNA, 1107 nt
Organism: Aspergillus clavatus NRRL 1
Lineage: Eukaryota; Fungi; Ascomycota; Eurotiomycetes; Eurotiales; Aspergillaceae
Product: glycoside hydrolase family 28 protein
Exons: 3
Coding region: 1-1107 (368 amino acids)
Biological process (GO): pectin catabolic process
Cellular component (GO): extracellular region
Molecular function (GO): polygalacturonase activity
Source: RefSeq, a predicted model, not a curated record